Molecule: messenger RNA, 1926 nt
Organism: Cucumis sativus (cucumber)
Lineage: Eukaryota; Viridiplantae; Streptophyta; Magnoliopsida; Cucurbitales; Cucurbitaceae
Product: trithorax group protein osa
Exons: 3
Coding region: 137-1684 (515 amino acids)
Source: RefSeq, a predicted model, not a curated record
CUUGGAAUUGAAGGCAUCCGAAUACACGUUUUAGUCUUCAAUCUCGAUAAUCGAAAAGCUCAAUCAUCUAUUUUUUUCCCCAAAAAAUCUCAAUCGUCAUCUUCAUCCCCAUUCUCUCCGUUACUCACUGCGAUCUAUGGCGUCUGGUUCAGCAGGUCGCCCCAAUUCCUCCCCUAAAUCCUUUGAUUUUGGUUCUGAUGAUAUCCUUUGCUCUUUUGAAGACUACGGUAAACAGGACCCUUCAAACGGUAGCCUCAGCGAUCCCGUUUCCGUUAACAAUCCUGGCAAGGAUUUUCACAAGGGUAGAAUGUCUACAGUAUUCCCUGCUUCUGGCUAUGGUCAAGCAGAUGAUACCAUUAGUCAAAAUGUGAUUUCCACGGUUGAGAACAGCAUGAAAAAGCAUUCUGAUAACCUUUUGCGCUUUCUUGAGGGAAUAAGUUCACGCCUAUCACAACUUGAACUCUAUUGCUACAACCUUGAUAAAUCCGUUGGAGAAAUGCGGUCUGAAUUAGCUCGUGACCAUGAAGAAGCAGAUUCAAAGCUUAAAUCUCUUGAGAAGCAUGUUCAAGAGGUCCACAGGUCUGUACAGAUUAUAAGAGACAAGCAAGAACUCGCUGAGACUCAGAAAGACUUGGCUAAACUUCAGGUCUCGCAGAAAGAGCCAUCUUCAACAAACCAUUCACAGUCUAAUGAGGAGAGGGCUUCUUCAGUUGCCUCGGAUCCUAAAAAGAAGGAAAAUUCAUCUGAGAUUCACAACCAGCAAUUAGCUUUGGCUUUGCCACAUCAGAUCGUCCCACAGCAAAAUCCUAUAACACCACCUUCAGCAGCUUUGCCUCAGAACAUGCCUCAACAACAACAAUCUUACUACAUCUCUCAAUCCCAAUUGCCCGGUCAACCACCCCAUAUCCAGCAUGCUCAGAGCCAAUAUAUCCCAUCUGAUUCCCAACACCGGGCAUCACAACCUCAAGAUGUUUCACAGAUGUCCAAUCCACAGCUAAGUCAAACUCCACCACAGCCAUUCAACCAAUAUCAACAACAAUGGGCGCAACCACCAUCUCAGCAGCCACAACCUCCUCAACAGCCUUCUAUGCAACAAAUCAGACCGCCUCCCCCUUCAGUGUACCCUUCUACUUAUCCACCACCAAAUCAACCAACUUCUAUGCCUGAGACACUGCCAAGCAGCAUGCCCAUGCAAAUGUCUUUUCCAUCUAUUCCUCAACCUGGUUCAAGCCGUGUGGAUGCAGGGCCUUAUGGGUAUGCUGCCGGAAGUGGUGGUUCUGCUCCACAACAACCUCCUCAAGUGAAAAAUGCUUAUGGUCCACCAACAGGUGAGGGAUAUAUGCCUCCUGGACAACAAUCUGGAGGAGCAUAUAUGAUGUAUGAUAGGGAAAGCGGAAGACCGCCACACCAUCCGCCUCAACAAACGCACUUCAAUCAAAGUGGAUAUCCUCUGGCCAAUGCACCUCAUCAGGUUCCUCCUCAAGCACCAGCAGGCCCCCAUGUUUCAGCUAGGAAUCCAAGUCAUUCACAUCUAAUCGAAAAAUUAGUUGGCAUGGGUUUCAGGGGUGACCAUGUUGCAAGUAUAAUCCAGAGAAUGGAAGACAGUGGCCAACCUGUUGACUUCAACGCUGUUCUUGACAGGUUGAGUUCUCCUUCAGGUCCAGGUCCACAGAGAGCUUGGUGAAGAGUAAUUUAAUCAUCCCGUCUGCGGCCGAUUGGCCAUGACCAGCCUCAUACAUUGCGUCUUUUUAAUGCAUUGAAUAAAAUACUGGUUUAUGAUUUAAUUGUCCUCCGUAUAUAUUUUGUUAUGGUUUGUGAGAUUUUAAAACGUCGGCUGUAUGAUUUAAACUUCGUGUGAAUAUCAUCUUCUACUUCCAAAUUCCAAUCUUUCUAUAUUCCCAUUUAUGUUUAUCUGCACCUUUUGAA